AUGGCUUCCAGGAGUACGCCACACUUCAAGCCCCCGUUGACCAUCAUCAUCCCAUACGGGCUGAAGAGUUGGCUAGAAUGUCUUUGCAGAGCCAUAUUCAUUGAGGGACCAAGGCAGAUACCGGAAUUUAUUGCCGCCUAUUGCGUUGAGCUGCUGGAAUUUAGAGAACGCAAUCCUUUGAUGGAUACCAAGGAUGUUACACAUCUGUACCAGGAGAUACGGGAGGCAAAUUACGUCAAAGACUGGAUAGUAUGCCCAGUGCCACAAGCUGCCAUAGACUGCUGCCUGACUGAGGAGACCCUGUCAGUCAGCCAGAGGACCAAUCCAAGGUCGUUCAAGGUCCCCUCCAGCAAGCCCAUGGGUGAGCCAGAUAAGCAGGUUCAGACUCUGAGCAGUCUCCCUGGAGAAACUCACCAUAGAACCCACCCUGGAGAUGGACCUCAGUCCAGCCCAACCGACCUUGGAGGUCAACCCAGCCCAGAUGUGGAAGAGGAGGCCCAGGCCCGGCCAGGCUCUGCUGUGCAGUCAGUCAUGUUCCAGAGAGCUCCAUCAUUGGACAGUCUACUCGAGGCCAACCACUCUCAAGUCUUGAUCAGCGCUCCAACCGAUGACGUCAUCGUCGCCCACUCUGCGAACCUUCAGGAGACCAUUGUCUUCCGAAGCAACAGUCGUCCAUAUUCAGAUGUAUCUCCCCGAGGUAGUUUGACUAGGAUUCCUUCGGUUGGUGAGGUUGUUAAGAUCGGGGUGAAUGACACAACCGAGGUGAUGUCUGAUGUGGUGGUGUUCCACCAAGUGCCCUCAGUGGAGAACCUGCCCUGCACGCCGUCUGCCUUGAGUAAUACCUCUUUAGCUGUUGAGGAAACAGUGGAUCAGUUGAUGAGAAGCAGAGAAUUCUUACUGGAGAAUGUGGUGUCUGGCUCGCCGUCCAUUAAGUUGGUGGCUUCAGCUGCAGCUUUGCAGCAGGCAAACACAGAGAAAGUAUCCUCCUCAGAGAUAGUGGGAGUCGGCGCAGCACGGAGAGUGUCCUCAGUCAGGAUACCCAGUAGAGAGGAGAGUGUGGGGAGAACAACAGAGACACCAAAGAGAUACACAUCUCCACAAAUAUCUCUUCUGUCAGGUAUAAUAUUAAUCUAUACUAAAAAAUGA
This is a messenger RNA of Oncorhynchus kisutch (coho salmon), 1146 nucleotides long. RefSeq names its product calcium-binding tyrosine phosphorylation-regulated protein-like. Gene Ontology annotation, molecular function: calcium ion binding. Bases 1 to 1146 code for a protein of 381 amino acids. Gene Ontology annotation, biological process: sperm capacitation. Lineage: Eukaryota; Metazoa; Chordata; Actinopteri; Salmoniformes; Salmonidae. The transcript has 3 exons. Gene Ontology annotation, cellular component: sperm fibrous sheath; cytoplasm. The record is from RefSeq and is a predicted model, not a curated record.